UUUAUAUAAGUCAUAAACAUCUUUAGAAUAAGGCAAAUGAAUUAUAUUGAAUUUAACCAUUUGAAUUUUCUUUAACGUUAAUUAAUAUAAGAUUGGCAACGCUUUCAUCCUAAUAUGUAUCGCAACGAAUUGAUUACUAACUAGUACGUACUAAACCCCCUUUUUGUCUCUUUCUAACAUUAUCUAUACGGCUGAAAUACUUUACUAAAUCAAAAGGGCGUCUUUCGCGCUUGCUUAGCCUCAACUAACUUCACUUGUGCAGCAUCAUCGUUAGGAGGCGGUAAGCAAAGAAAUCGCUAAUAAACUGUUCCACAUUAGCAAACUGAAACCUUGCCUUUUUUCUUCUUCUUCUGUACUUUCAAUGGUAAAUUGUUACGGUUCUGGAAGCAUCCAAUACAGUCCACUCAUCACAUUUACUACCAGAAUUGUACAUGGUCCAUCGAACCUGGAAAGAACAAGUGAAUCUAUAAAGCUGGGAUCACGUCCACCGCUCUAGUUUAAAAACAAAUUAUUCUAUAACUUCCAUAGAAGACAAUGGGAAAAAGCUCAACAUCUAGCACACCAAAGUGUCGUAUCUGCGAGGAAAGACAUUUCCUAAAACAUUGUCCCAAAUUUCAACGUAUGCCUGUCUCGGAACGACGGAAGGUCAUAAGAGAAAAAGGCUUUUGUUUCAAUUGCCUAUGCACUGCACAUACACGAAGCUGGUGCCCAUCCAGGCAAAAGUGCAUGGUAUGCCAACAAAAUCACCACACUAUGGUUCAUACCGACGACAAAUCCUCUGGAACCAAACAACAAAAUCGGAAUGCCCAUUUUAAGACGAAAGGAAACGGAAGAAGCGAUUCAGCUCUUCGGGAAACACCUGUAGCCUCUAGCCGUCAGAAACACUUAAAUGAGCGUUUGAGCCGACGUCCAACAAUGCACGUUUUCCUUCCUACUGCUCUUGCUCGGAUCGUGACAUCUACUGGUCCAAAAAAAGCGCGAUUGCUGCUUAGCUCUGGAGAAGCUCAGACCGUGGUUUUGAAAGAAUUGGUCGAACGCCUUAAUGUUCGCACUACUAAGCGAGAUGGCAAAGAGUAUUGCUGCUUAAAUCUGGAAUCGUAUCAUGACCCUUUAAUAAAAAUUCAGAUUCAUGGUUUAGUAAAAUCUCAAUUUCACACCGUGCUACCAAAAGCCACUAAUGAGCCAAAACUUAAAGCGUUGUAUGACCAUCUAACCGACCUGGCAGACCCACAUUUUUUUCACCCAUCGAAUAUUGAAAUCAUUGUGGCGAAUGAUCAACUAUCCAAAGUUUUACGAGCUGGCCUAAUCCAAUCGUCUUCCAAUAUGCCACUAGUACAGAGUACCAUCUUUGGCUGGGUCAUCUCAGGUGCUUGUCACUACUGAUUUUGCAGUGUUGCAAGGCGGCCGGCAUGUUGAAGCAACUUCAACAACAUUUUUGCAGUCAUUUUUAUAUAAGUCAUAAACAUCUUUAGAAUAAGGCAAAUGAAUUAUAUUGAAUUUAACCAUUUGAAUUUUCUUUAACGUUAAUUAAUAUAAGAUUGGCAACGCUUUCAUCCUAAUAUGUAUCGCAACGAAUUGAUUACUAACUAGUACGUACUAAACCCCCUUUUUGUCUCUUUCUAACAUUAUCUAUACGGCUGAAAUACUUUACUAAAUCAAAAGGGCGUCUUUCGCGCUUGCUUAGCCUCAACUAACUUCACUUGUGCAGCAUCAUCGUUAGGAGGCGGUAAGCAAAGAAAUCGCUAAUAAACUGUUCCACAUUAGCAAACUGAAA
This is a messenger RNA of Stomoxys calcitrans (stable fly), 1774 nucleotides long. RefSeq lists its product as uncharacterized. Lineage: Eukaryota; Metazoa; Arthropoda; Insecta; Diptera; Muscidae. The record is from RefSeq and is a predicted model, not a curated record. The coding region runs from base 535 to 1383 and encodes 282 amino acids. The transcript is spliced from 2 exons.